AUGCCGGGAGAGCUUCUGGACGCCUUCCGCCUCCAGCUCUCCCUGGAUCAUCCGGACUGUGCCCUGGGUCUGGGGGGAAAGAGGUGGGAAUGUGGCUUCCCAGAUAUUUACAAGAGGGAGGAAGUGGAGGCCCGAGCUGCACCAGGCACUCAGCCCCUGCUCUCCCUCUUCGCUGCCCAAAGCCCCCACCCAUUAGCUCCCAGCAUGGCACACGGCUAUUUCUCCGGGCCCUGCGUGCCCUCAGCCUCCGCCGUCUCCGUCUGCUCCAGUGACGUGAGCCACAGCAGCAACGUCUGCUUGCCCAGCUCGUGCCCGGGGGACUCCUCCUGGCAGCUGGAUGACUGCCCAGAGACCUGCUGUGAGCCCUGCGGCUGCGGCCCCUCCUGCUGCCCGGCCCCGUGCUGCCCGCCCGCCUCCUCCCUCACCCUCGUGUGCCGGCCGGUCUGCUGCGUGCCCGCCUCCUGCCAGCCGUGCCAGGCCAUCUGCACCCCCUCCUGCUGCCAGUCCACUGGCUGUGGGUCUUCCUGCUGCCAAGCCUGUCCCUGUGCCCUGGGGCAGUCCUGCUGCUGUUUGCCCGUGUGCUGCAGGCCCAGCUGCAUUGCCCUGUCUCAGUGCUGCCAACCCAGCUGCUGUGGCCCCUCUUGCUGCCCAGCUCCCUCCUGCUGCCAGCCUGCCUGUUGCUGCCCUGCUUCCUGUGUAUCCCUCACCUGCCAGCCAGUGUGCAGUCCAGCCCCUUGCUAUGUGCCUCUCUCCUGCAAACCCAUCUGCUGCACCACCUCCUCUUCCUCCUGCUGCUGCUGUGUCCCCUCCUGCUGCCCAGCCCCUUCCUGCUGCCGCCCCACCUCCUCUGUGUCCCUCAUCUGCCAGCCUGUGUGCAGACCAGCCCCUUGCUGUGUGUCUCUCUCCUGCAAACCCACCUACUGCACCACCUCCUCCUCCUGUUGCUGUGCCCCCUCCUGCUGCCGCCCCACCUCCUCUGUGUCCCUCAUCUGUAGGCCCACCUGCUGCAGACCCUCCUGCUGCUCCACCUCCUGUGGACAGAAAUCUUGCUGUUGA
Gracilinanus agilis (Agile Gracile Mouse Opossum) is the source of this 1056-nucleotide messenger RNA. Its product is annotated as keratin-associated protein 10-8-like. The transcript has 3 exons. The coding region runs from base 1 to 1056 and encodes 351 amino acids. Gene Ontology annotation, cellular component: keratin filament. NCBI's taxonomy places the organism in Eukaryota, Metazoa, Chordata, Mammalia, Didelphimorphia, Didelphidae. The record is from RefSeq and is a predicted model, not a curated record.